AUGAUGCAGAUCGUUCCCCUGCGACCAGACUUCCUCAUCACCAUCGAAAUUUACUGCAUGACUGUCGGAGACUCCGACUCCAUCUCGGAGGCCAGUGUGAGUUCGCUCGCCGGUGAC
Molecule: messenger RNA, 117 nt
Organism: Dibothriocephalus latus
Lineage: Eukaryota; Metazoa; Platyhelminthes; Cestoda; Diphyllobothriidea; Diphyllobothriidae
Source: the annotation of a GenBank genome assembly